This is a messenger RNA of Pogonomyrmex barbatus (red harvester ant), 2365 nucleotides long. RefSeq lists its product as uncharacterized. NCBI's taxonomy places the organism in Eukaryota, Metazoa, Arthropoda, Insecta, Hymenoptera, Formicidae. The record is from RefSeq and is a predicted model, not a curated record.
UCACAGUCGAGAUCACAUACGUUGAUUUCCUUAAGUUCCUGCUUAAAUUUUACUGUUUAAGUUUUUUAUGUGCGCUGUGGCUGAAAGAGGUAGAAGAAGGAGAAGAAGAGAAGCAACUUGUUGCUAAUUCUCUCACUAAAGAAGUUUAGAAAAAGGAGUAUAUGUGUUAUAAGACGCAAUUUGAAACCGAAACACGCCGUUCCUUAACAAUUCAACACAAAGAUAACGCAUUAAUUGGCAAGGAAACUGUCAAGAAAUCGAUCAAGAACAAUCAUCUUUAAUAUAGGUUCAACAGAAGGAUAUCACAAUUAAAUUCUGGAAAUGGAAGCAGACCUUUUAGUUACCUGUCCUUAUAAUUCUGCACAUCGCAUUCGCAAAUUUAAAUUUAUGGAUCAUGUAUCCAAAUGCAAGAAAACUUCUAAAAAUACAGAGAAUAAGAUUGAGUGUCCUGUGGAUAAAACUCAUAUAGUAGAUUGCAACAAACUUAAGGAACAUAUUAAAACAUGUUCAAGUAUUGGCAAAUUGGUAGAAUUAGAGUUUGAACCAAAGAUGGAUAAGCCUCCUUUAUUUAUAGAUUUACAUAGAUCAACAGAAAAUUGGGAAGAGGAACCAGAAGUUCCACCUUAUAAUCCGAUGGAAGUUUCAGCAAAAAAGCCAGUGCUUCGAUGUGUGUCUGGGUUGUCAAAGUCAGAAAGGAAAAAGUUUAGAGACGAUGAACGAGCGCGUAUAGCAAAUCUCAGAGGUUAUCAUACUGCAAGUGCAAUUUCAUCAUCUUUCAGAGAUACGGUUAAUGAAAUACCAUUACGUCCUCCUCGUGCUGAUACCAAAUCCUUAUAUAAUUCACAAGCCUUGCAAAAUGAUGCAGACAACAACAAGGAGAUCUAUAAUUGUGAUAAAGACAUGCAAGCUAAUUUUGAUUCUGAAGAUGACACUGCUAAACAAGUAGAAGAGUCUAUAAGAAGUACUGAUACGGUGAUACAUUAUGCUUUUUGCGAGAUAAAUUAUGUCCAGCAUCUCAAUAAAAAAGAAAAUUUUUCACUUUCUGAUCAAAAUCAAGAGACGAAAGUUAAAUAUGAAAAGAAUGAAAAGGACAAAUACUGUCCAAGUACUUCAAAUACGCCUACUGAACGACCUAUCGAUAAACUUCUAGCAUUAUUGAAGAAUGAGAAAAGUAUCAAAAAGAUAGAACCUGUGAAAGAAACGACAAAGGAAACAAUUGAUCAAACUACUAAUAAUAAUACAGCUGAGAAAGAUUCGUCAUGGAAUGAGACAUUUAGAAAGCUUAAUGAACGGUUGGUUUAUUUAACAAAUAUUCAGAACACUGCUGCCGAGGAGAGUGCACAAUUACUCAAACAAUUGAACGAACUUAAAUUGAAACAAGAGUUUGCUUUGAAAAAAGCACGCAGAUAUGAUACGCGUACCACGAUUUUCUCUCCGGAGGGGAGACUCUACCAAGUUGAAUACGCUAUGGAAGCAAUAAGCCAUGCUGGUACUUGUCUAGGUAUAUUGGCAAAUGAUGGUAUUCUACUGGCAGCUGAGAAACGCAAUACCAAUAAGCUGUUGGACGAUGUAUUCUUCUCUGAAAAGAUUUACAGAUUGAACGAAGAUAUUAUUUGUUCAGUAGCAGGCAUAACUUCAGAUGCAAAUGUCUUAACAAAUGAGUUGCGUCUCAUUGCGCAAAGAUACUAUCUUCAAUACAACGAACCGAUACCUUGCGAGCAACUCGUCUCAUGGCUGUGCGAUGUUAAACAGGCGUAUACCCAGUACGGUGGGAAGAGACCCUUUGGGGUAUCCAUUUUAUACAUAGGAUGGGACAAGCAUUAUGGUUAUCAAUUGUAUCAAUCAGAUCCUAGCGGGAACUAUGGCGGUUGGAAGGCAACCUGUAUCGGAAAUAAUUCAGCAGCAGCGGUGUCAUCCUUGAAGCAGGAAUAUAAAGAGGGUGAGACUACCCUGAAAGACGCAAUGGCACUCGCCAUCAAAGUACUCUCUAAAACAUUAGAUAUGAACAAACUCUCUGCGGAGAAAGUGGAAAUGGCGAUAUUAACGCGCGAAAAUGGUAAAACAAAAACGAAAAUACUGCCAGCGAAAGAAGUGGAUGCGUUGAUCGCGGAACACGAUCGGCUAGAGGCAUUGGCGGAACAAGCGAAAAAAGAAAAGCAAAAAUCAUAGAUUUUUAUAUUAGAUAAGAAAAAGAAUAUAUUACAACGGCAAAGUUUAUUGUAUCAGGAAGAUAUUGAUUUACACGCAAUUAAAAUAUUUAUGUUAUAUUUUACAAAUUCCCUUGCCACAGUUGCGAAUUCUUGCAAUGAUAACAUUGUCGCCCUCACUACAAAACAAUAGUUAUAAUAAAAUAAAAUUUUUUUCA